GUCACGGGCAGCAGAACGGGCUCGUGUAGAGGAGAUUGAGCGGCAAGAGUCCAGAAGGAUUCAGUCUCCAAAUCGAGCUGGCGCAAUGGCAGACAGCAAGCAAGUAGCUGCCAAGCAUCAGCAAAGCUUGCAGUCACGGGCAGCAGAACGGGCUCGUGUAGAGGAGAUUGAGCGGCAAGAGUCCAGAAGGAUUCAGUCUCCAAAUCGAGCUGGCGCAACAGCAGACAGCAAGCAAGUAGCUGCCAAGCAACAGUCUCAAAAUCGACCUGGAGCAACGGCUAGCAAGCAAGUGGCAGCAGAGCGGCAUCAAGACUUGCAGCCAGAGAGCGAGGAAGGCCAUGAAGAUUAUCUUGAUGAUCUCGGCCGUGAGUCAGGGGAAGUGGCAAGUGAAGAUGAUUUGCUGUACCCAGACUCCAAGCACAGUGCUGAGCCCAAGCCAGUCCAUGAGAGUCAGGGACGGAGCAUGCAGCCCACUCAGAGGCGUCGCAGCAGUGAAGCUGACGGUGAACACAAUGGUCCUCGGCGGGGCCCAGUGUCAGCUGGUGGGCAGAGUCGCGGAUCCAGAGGCUCCAGGGAUUCUGGUCAAGCUCAGCAAAGACACAGCCAAAAAGAAUCGGAGUUGGCUCAAAGAAAGUCUUUGGAGACUUCUGGAGCAAAGGCAUCUCAGAGGUCCAGUGCAGCCAAGACGUCUCCAAACGUCAGCAGGUCUGAGCCGGGUGGAGCAGGGCAGAUUCCUACCCCGGAGGUGAUGUCCAAAGCUGCCCGCGCGCGAAGCCUCCUCUAUGUGGCUCCAAAGACUCAGGGCACCGCCCCAGCUGCAACGGCCGAGAUGUCCGGAUCACUGUCAUCCACUCUGGGAGUGUCCAAGAAGCCGAGCAGAUCCCAGCCACAAUCGCAGAAUGUGCAGAAAGUGCAGAAUGGCAAGAAGAGCCCCAAUCCAACUCCGGCAACAACUUUGACAGAAGAAGAACUGGCUAGGAGAGAUUCUGCACCGCCGAGUUUCUUGUGCGGACGCAGCUUUGGACGUUCAGAUGGAGUCCUUUUGCCAUUGAGGUCUAAAGAGCGGCAUGUACACUCGCUGGAGAAUUCUCCUUCGCCUACUUCCGAGCGCGGCCUGCAGGACCUGACUCGAGGGGAGCAGCCCCAGCUCCUGUGGGAGCGCUCCUUGUCACCUGAUGCCCGGGCAAAUCGCUCGUCGCUGAUCUCCUUUGGAAAGCCUGAAAACUUCGACACUGGUGACAGGUCCACUGCGUCCAAGUCACCCGGCAGGCCUGUGACAACUAGCCGCUCGCCUAGCUCCAGGGUCAGUCCCAGGAGUCACGGGACGCCCAGUCCCAUGGGGCGGUCUGGGAGAUCUACAUCGCCCUACUCCAACCGGGCCAUUUAUGUCUCAGACACUCCUUGGUCCCGACCUCCGCCAUCGCCCGUAGCCACGAAAGCUUGGAAAUGAUCCAUGUCCCAAAUCAGACCAGAGGCUGCUGAAGGGUGCCUGUGCGGCCACGGCAGCCACCGGAUGGCCUCAAAAUGUUUCACUCCCAAAAAACGCUUUACAUCCACCGUUGGAGUGGGGUGCAGCAAGUGAUGACCUUGUCAAAAAACAAUAG
Molecule: messenger RNA, 1604 nt
Organism: Cladocopium goreaui
Lineage: Eukaryota; Dinophyceae; Suessiales; Symbiodiniaceae
Source: the annotation of a GenBank genome assembly